AUACGAGACGCGCAGCAGUCGGAGCGACGAUCGCUGCCGCUCGUCUUAGAGCAAGUUCAAGAUUCGUCAGAUAAGGACACGGGCGUGACGUCAAUAUCUUGACCAUACGUCCUUCCAUUCGAAGUCGACGUUAAAAGCGGUUGUGUCUUGUAGUUACGAUGGUAAUAGUGUUACAACUGCCAAGCGUCGUUGACGUUUCCAAGUGUUAUUUGAGUUGCAGUUAACGUUAUAGAGAUAUAUAUAGAGAAGGAGCGGGUGGACUAUUGUGUUAUGACUAUGUGAUCUGUUCAUUAUGUUUCCAGUGGUAUUUGGUCUGUGUGUGUUGGCGGCUGCCCGCGGCAUCUCUGAGGAGGAGUUCAACAGCCUACCACGCCUGUACGACCUGGAUGACUACGAGUCGUGCCUCGCGCCUCGGUCCGGGCUGUACUGCCUCGGCUCGUUCCUCAUUGCGGAGCAGGAUAGCUCUGUCUACAGACUCGUGAAGGAGUACUCCCAAGAGCCUCUCCAUUUCAACUACACCUACCUUCAUCGCGGCUACUGCGUCAGUUCCCGUUGUCCACAAACCUCUGAACACAACGUCACCCUACGACGACGCUUCGACGCCUGCGCACAGCAGUUCGCCCAAUCGCGUGGCUUGAAAUUGCACCUGCAAAAAGUACACUACUGCAAGACGCACGAUGAUGUGAAUGUCAAGCGCAGCUUCAAUGUGGACAUCCCGCAGAUGGUGUUCCUGGUGGUUGUAGGAGUACUCCUGGUGCUGAAUGUGGCCGGGACGGCGUACGACUUGCUGAUCAGCGAUGAUGUCAAAAAGAACCAGCUGCUGACAUCAUGGUCGUUGCGCGUCAACUGGCGUCGCCUGACGUCACAGCGCGAGCACGCCGACCCGCGCCUGGCGGCCAUGCGCCCGCUGCAAGGAGUCAGGGUGGUAGUGCUGGGGACUGUGAUAUGGACCCACGCGGGCUUCGUCCAGCACAUCCUGUACGCGCACAGCCCGAGGGCGCUGGAGCAUAUGAUGUCGAGCUGGCUGAUGAUGAUCGUCAAGAACGGCACGGCGCUGGUGCAGGUCUUCAUCACCAUCAGCAGCUUCCUGCUCGGCUACAACCUGCUGCUCUUCGCGAAGUGUGAGCUCAAAGUGCUGCCGAAGCUGCUGCUGCUUAGAUAUAUCAGAUUGGCCCCAGUCCACUUACUAGUGGUUGGAUUCGCAGCGACGUGGUGGGGCCAGCUGCGAGACGGCCCGAUGUGGCCGGCUGUGACGGCCGAGGCGGCCUCAUGUCGCCGCAAGUUCUGGACGCAGGCGCUGUAUGUCAACAACGUGGUGCGGCCUGAAGAUCAGUGUCUUGUGCAGACUUGGUCUUUGGCGGUAGACAUGCAACUAUAUGUGGUAGCAGUACUGCUGACGCUGGGCCUCCAUCGCUGGCGACACCGCGCCGUGCUCAUACUGAGUACGCUGUUCGUGGUCUCCUCUUUGCUGAAUGGUGUCCUGGCGUAUGUCUACCACUGGAAGACCAUGCUGUACAUCAUGACGCCUGAGAACCUUCGCACCAUGUUUCUGGACGAGCCUUCGUUCUGGUGGUUCUACACGUCUCCGUGGGGCAGCCUGCCUUCCUGCCUGCUUGGGUUACUGCUGGCUCACUUCCACUACAACCUGCAGGAACAGAACGUCCAGCCUAAGGAUUCCAAAUUGCUCCGCUGGCUGUUCCGCGUGUACUUCCCGCUGGGGCUGGCGUGGGUGUUCUCGGGCGUGUGGCUGCAGGCGUACGACUCGCGCUUGAUCACCGCCGUGCACGCCGCGUUCGAGCGCCCCGUGUUCACUGCGCUGGCGACCGUCGCCAUAUUCGGAUUGUGCAAUGGUUUUGAAGGUGUCGACCGCGACCUCUUCUGCUGGUGGGGCUGGCGCACGCUGGGCCGGCUGUCGCUGCCCGCGCUGAUGCUGCACUGGUGCGUCAACAUGCUGCUGGCGGCUGCGCGUCCCCAGCCGCUGCCCACUUCGCCUUUUGAUCUGGUCAGUGACUUCGUAUCGACGUGGGUGCUGACCUACCUGCUGGCGAUACCAGUGUCCCUCCUAGUAGAACUGCCCGUGCAGAGAUCCGCCAACACGCUGCUCUCUUGAACCUCAAGUUUUACUUCCAAAACAACUUCAAUAACCUCUGGAGAUUUUUCUGAAGAUGAAGUGACAAAAAAGGAAGUGUUCCAAACUAUAGACAGCAUCAGGUUUACUUUAUCCUUAGAUAUUAUUAUUAUAAAUGUGAUAUGAGUUGUGUGAUUGUCCCUGUUUUACGAUGCAACGGAGUUACCGGUUGACGUGAUUAUUAUUGUGUUCUUAUAUUUAAGAUAUGAUACUUUAUAUUAAGAAUAUGACGAUAGACGAUAUGUUCAGCUAAAUGACAGCAAUAAAUGUUGUUUGUGCAACCAA
This is a messenger RNA of Plodia interpunctella (Indianmeal moth), 2413 nucleotides long. RefSeq names its product O-acyltransferase like protein-like. Gene Ontology annotation, molecular function: acyltransferase activity, transferring groups other than amino-acyl groups. The transcript has 12 exons. The record is from RefSeq and is a predicted model, not a curated record. Bases 293 to 2110 code for a protein of 605 amino acids. Lineage: Eukaryota; Metazoa; Arthropoda; Insecta; Lepidoptera; Pyralidae.